CAGAUUCCUGUCAAGCAGAGGGGUGGUUAAACUGCGUCUCCCCUGUCCCAUUCAGUCCCAUUCCCAGUCAGGCAGGCAGAGAGAGUGAGAGGAGAGAGACACUCUACUGCACUAAACCACACACUAUAGCGGCAGGGCUAGGCUAAUCCUUCUCUGCCAUCUUUUCUUUCUUUCUCUUCUCCAGUCACAGGCAGAUCCAGGACCAUGGCACACCAUGAAGCACCCCAUAAAGACCCCAGAAAGAUGGGCAUCGGCCGCUCCAUCGCCGUGCUGACCUCCGGAGGCGAUGCCCAGGGUAUGAAUGCUGCUGUGAGGGCCACAGUCAGAAUGGGCAUCUACACUGGGGCCAAGGUCUACUUCGUUCAUGAGGGUUACCAAGGUCUGGUGGAUGGAGGUGACAACAUCAAACUUGCCACCUGGGAGAGUGUGUCUAUGAUGCUGCAGCUGGGUGGAACUGUGAUUGGCAGUGCCCGCUGUAUGGACUUCAAAGAGAAGUGGGGGCGUCUGAAGGCCGCCUGCAACUUGGUCAAACUGGGCAUCACCAAUCUGUGUGUGAUUGGCGGUGACGGUAGCUUGACUGGUGCCAACCAGUUCCGUACAGAGUGGAGUGAGCUGCUGGCUGACCUGACCAAAGGGGGUAAGAUCACAGCGGAGGAGGCUAAGCGUUCCUAUCACCUCAACAUCGUGGGCAUGGUGGGCUCUAUCGACAACGACUUCUGUGGCACUGACAUGACCAUCGGCACCGACUCUGCCCUGCACCGCAUCAUAGAGGUGGUGGACGCCAUCACGACUACUGCACAGAGUCACCAGAGGACCUUUAUCCUGGAGGUGAUGGGCAGACACUGUGGCUACCUGGCCCUGGUGACUGCUCUGGCCUGUGGUGCUGACUGGGUGUUCAUCCCAGAAAUGCCGCCAGAGGAAAACUGGGAGGAACAUUUGUGCAAAAGAUUGAUUGCGCAAAGGGAGCGUGGUUCUCGUCUCAACGUUAUCAUCAUGGCAGAGGGAGCCCAGGACCGUCACCAGAAACCCAUAACCUGUGACCAAGUCAAAAAUCUGGUAUCCAAGAAACUUGGCUUCGACACCCGUUCCACUAUCCUGGGACACGUACAGAGAGGUGGCACCCCCUCUGCUUUUGACAGAAUCCUGGGUAGCAGGAUGGGUGUGGAGGCUGUGAUGGCUCUGUUGGAGGCCACCCCAGAAACCCCAGCCUGUGUUGUCAGUCUUUCUGGGAACAUGGCCAUCAGGCUGCCUCUCAUGGAGUGUGUCCAAGUGACUAAAGAUGUGACCGUAGCCAUGGCUGAGGGAAAAUUUGAAGAUGCUGUGAAGCUCAGGGGAAAGAGCUUUCAGAAUAACUGGGACACAUACAAAAUGCUGGCUCACGUGACCCCCCCAAAAGUGAAGAGCAACAUCAACAUUGCUAUUAUAAAUGUGGGCGCCCCCUGUGCUGGGAUGAAUGCAGCAGUGCGCGCAGCUGUCAGGGUCGGUAUCAUCCAGGGACACCAGAUGCUGGCUGUACAUGACGGCUUUGACGGCCUGGCUAACGGACAGAUUGAGCCUAUCAUCUGGGCUCAAGUGAGUGGAUGGACUGGGAAGGGAGGGUCCAAUCUCGGUACUAAGAGACAUCUGCCAGGUAAAAACAUUGAGCAAAUCAGCCUGAACAUUGCCAAGUUCAACAUCCAUUCUCUAAUCAUCAUCGGAGGCUUUGAGGCGUAUCUGGGUGGUCUGGAGCUGGUGACAGCCAGGGAGAAGUACGAGGAGCUGUGUAUCCCCAUGGUGAUCAUUCCCGCCACGGUCUCCAACAAUGUUCCCGGAUCGGACUUCAGCAUCGGAGCUGACACCGCCCUCAACACCAUCACCACGACUUGUGACAGGAUCAAGCAGUCUGCUGCUGGCACCAAGAGGAGAGUGUUCAUCAUUGAGACCAUGGGGGGAUACUGUGGCUACCUGGCAACCAUGGCUGGCUUGUCGUCUGGGGCUGAUGCUGCCUACAUCUAUGAAGAGCCUUUCCAUAUCCGUGACCUAGAGCUGAACGUGGAGCAUCUAAUAGAAAAGAUGAAGACCUCAGUGAAGAGAGGCCUCAUUCUCAGGAAUUCUAAUGCCAAUGAGAACUACACCACACAGUUCAUCUACAACCUGUACUCAGAGGAGGGCAAGGGCACUUUCGACUGCAGGAUGAAUGUCCUGGGACACAUGCAGCAGGGUGGAACCCCCACUCCCUUCGACAGGAAUUUCGGUACCAAGAUGGGAUCCAAGUCUGUCCUGUGGCUGACUGACAAGCUGAAGGAGUGCUACAGACACGGUCGUAUCUUUGCCAACAUGCCAGACUCUGCCUGUGUGCUGGGCAUGAAAAAGAGAUCCCUGGUCUUCCAGCCCCUGGCUUCCCUCAAGGACGACACUGACUUUGAGCACCGUAUCCCAAAGACGGAGUGGUGGCUGAGGCUAAGGCCCAUCCUGAAAAUCCUGGCCAAAUAUGACACUGUUGAAAUCGACACCUCUGAGAUGGCUGCCAUGGAGCACGUCAUCAAGAAGACAGGCCAAGUCAAGUGGGGCAAAAUGUAAACAAACAAA
Coregonus clupeaformis (lake whitefish) is the source of this 2568-nucleotide messenger RNA. RefSeq names its product ATP-dependent 6-phosphofructokinase, muscle type-like. The coding region runs from base 205 to 2559 and encodes 784 amino acids. Lineage: Eukaryota; Metazoa; Chordata; Actinopteri; Salmoniformes; Salmonidae. The record is from RefSeq and is a predicted model, not a curated record. Gene Ontology annotation, biological process: fructose 1,6-bisphosphate metabolic process; canonical glycolysis; fructose 6-phosphate metabolic process. Gene Ontology annotation, molecular function: ATP binding; identical protein binding; 6-phosphofructokinase activity. The transcript is spliced from 22 exons. Gene Ontology annotation, cellular component: membrane; cytoplasm; 6-phosphofructokinase complex.